Messenger RNA from Mauremys reevesii (Reeves's turtle), 3408 nucleotides. Its product is annotated as occludin-like. The record is from RefSeq and is a predicted model, not a curated record. Bases 355 to 1890 code for a protein of 511 amino acids. Gene Ontology annotation, cellular component: membrane; bicellular tight junction; transcription elongation factor complex. Gene Ontology annotation, molecular function: cis-regulatory region sequence-specific DNA binding. Gene Ontology annotation, biological process: snRNA transcription by RNA polymerase II; bicellular tight junction assembly; positive regulation of transcription elongation by RNA polymerase II. NCBI's taxonomy places the organism in Eukaryota, Metazoa, Chordata, Testudines, Geoemydidae. The transcript has 9 exons.
GAAAACAGAGGGGACCCAGGUAGCUGCUUUUAAAGGAAACCCAGCCAUCCCCCUUCUCAAGGCAGUGGCUCCAGGAAUGGAGCCCUGAGCCAGAGGCCCAUCUGCAGGCAGCACCAGGCUGAUUAACGGCACCAGAGAGAGCUGCAAACUAAGGUGAAAUAAGAGAGGAGGUGGCACUGGCAGAAACUGUUGCAGCCGGAGUGGAGGCCCCAGCUGAACAUUCCCAUCCUGUCUCCAGCGGUUCAGGACGGCUGGAUUCAGCAGGGAUCAUUGACCCCGCGCGAUCCAAAAAUCCAAGGCGUUUCUAAGGCUGUGGUCCCUGGCGUCUGCCCUGCGUCGGAUCCUUCCUCCGCCAUGUACAGCCAGAAGCCCUACACCAGCCCGCCCACCGGCUACGGCCCCCCCGGCGACGGCUAUGGCUACGACAUCCACUCCCCCGCGCCGGGCUCCUUCUACGUGGAGGACGUGCCGCAGUAUUUUUACAAGUGGAACUCUCCGCCCGGCGUGGUGAGGAUCCUGGAGGCCCUGGUCGUCCUGCUCUGCAUCACCAUCUUUGCCUGCGUGGCCUCCACGCUGGCCUGGGAAUACAGCUACGGCUACGGGGGGAUGUACGGGAGCGGGCUAGGCAGCUACUACGGGUCUGGCUAUUAUGGAGGAGGGAUGGGCUACGGGGGCUACGGGGGCUAUGGCGGCUAUGGAGGCUACUAUGGCGGGAUGACCAACCCGCGGGCAGCCAGCGGCUUCAUGAUCGCCAUGUCGGUCUUGUGCUUCAUCGCGCUGCUGGGGCUCUUCGUGGCCAGCGUCACCAAGUCCAGCGGCGCCCGGUCCCGCAGGUUUUACCUGGCGGUCAUCGUGGUGUGCGCCAUCCUGGCCUUCGUCAUGCUCAUCGCCUCCAUCGUCUACAUCAUGGGCGUCAACCCCCGGGCGCAAAUGACAGGCAGCUACUACUACAGCCCCAUGCUGACCAUGUGCAACCAGAUGUACUCCUCCGGCGGGGCCUACAUGAACCAGUACCUCUACCACUACUGCACCGUGGACCCGCAGGAGGCCAUCGCCAUUGUCUGUGGGUUCUUCAUUGUCAUUCUUCUCUGUGUGAUUUGCUUCUUUGCUCACAAGACGCGCCACAAGAUCUGGAAGUUUGGGAAGCCCAAUAUCUACUGGGACAAGCCACUCGCCUUCCAGGAAGGCCCCAACGUGGAGGAGUGGGUGAAAAACGUUGCGGAGGGCGCCAGCAUGCACGAUGAGACGGCCACGCUGGCCUACUCCGAGAAGCCAAUCAGCCCUGUCAACGCCCCGGCCAGCGCCUACGGCUACCCGCACAAGGAGAACGGCUACUAUUCCCCCGAGGCCUACAACCCCAGCAGCUCUCCUGCCCGUGUGGUCAGCGAGCAGCCCGCCAGGACCUUCAGCACCAGCACGCUGGAGGAGAGGAGGAGGGAGAGCUCCAGCAAGCCCCCGGCCCGGCGUGGGAGGAGAAGGAGGCGCAACCCCGAGCUGGACGAGUCCCAGUACGAGACAGACUACACCACAGCCAUGGAGUCCAGCGACGAGCGGGACAAGGACGAGUGGGGCAGCGUGUACCCCCCAAUCACCUCGGACAGCAUUCGCCAGGAAUACAAGCAGGAGUUCGACGCCGACCUCAAGCACUACAAGCAGCUGUGCGCCGAGAUGGACGACAUCAACGACCAGCUGAACCAGCUCAGCAAGCAGCUGGACGGCUUGUCGGAGGACAGCCCGCAGUACCAGGGAGUCGCCGAGGAAUACAACCGGCUGAAAGAUUUAAAACGGACUCCUGAUUAUCAGACAAAGAAAAUGGAGAGCAAAGCUCUGCGGAACAAGCUGUUCCACAUCAAACGCAUGGUGAGCGACUACGAUAAGAUGAGAGGGUAGCGCAGAAAGCGGAAUCCUUUGGCGGGGGAAGAAAUUCUGCAUGUGGUCAGCCGCCUUCCCGCCACGAAGCGCUGCAGGAAUGCCAAACACCUGGACUAAACGCAGAUUUCUUUUUGUUUUGUACACUCGUUUCAAAAGCAGAAUCUCUCUAUCUUUGUGCCAUUUCCAAACCGAAACCCAACAGGUCUCGGAGAGCGGGGCAAGAGGGUGAUUUUUAGAACAGAAAUGAAACUCCACGGAAGUUUGCGCUCUGGUUGAUUCCGGUGGGCCCGUAUCCUGCAAUGACCUAAGCAGAAAUCCUGGUCCCAUUGAAAUCAGUGACUUCAGUGGGGCUAGGAGAUCCUCCUUGGUGCUUAAGUUUAUGCGUGCGAGUCAUUAAUUCAAUAGAACUGAGCAUUAAGCAUGCGCCUGCGGGUGCUGCAGCAUCGGCCCCGCGGUUUGUACGUGUGCAGACGUACAUUUGUAAAUACGUGGCUAUGUAUAUAAAUUAGCCUCCUGUUUUAUAUGAGCAAAGAGUGAGCCUCGCUGUAGCAUGCUCACAUGCUGGUCCCCAUCCUGCAAGGCCUUACUCGCCCACGUAGUCCCAGUGAGCUCAGUGGGACACCCCUCAGGUGCGAGGACCCUCGGUGGGUGAAAUUCAGCCCUGGGCUGAAGGGUUUGUACAAGGCGUAUGCACCACUGACACCCCCUGAGCACGGUAGGUGGAAUGCGGCUCCAUUGACCUCUGUGGGGAUUGUGCCGUUGACUUCGGCAGAGCCUGGAUUUCACUCCAUUAUGGGGACUUUGUGCUGCACAAGCCUGAUGCUGGCUCCCUGUCCAGGAAAGGUUUGCAGGAUUGGGUCCGUGCUCUCUGGAAAGGCAAUUAGCAAGGACUCCUGCUCCCUCUUAGAUUACUGUCAUCUUUCCCCUCCAUCCCCCGAGUCCCAGUGUGAUUCAAAGCCAGGAGCAUGGGAGAGCCGUGGCUGGAGCGCUGGAGCCCGGGCAUGUUUCGCACUCCACACCAGGAAGGAGCCCAUUGCAGCCAGCUGAGGGUGACGGCCUGUCUCCCACCACAGCAGCCGAGUGUAAACCCAGACCCGAGCUCCAGUGUGUCCCGGCCCCUCACCUCCUGCCCCGUUCUGCAGAAGUGUCUCUCGUGGAGCUGACAACUGAGUGUGGCGGCGGAUGCAUUUCACCAGGAUGAAUAAUACAUCGGGAACUCCUGAGUCACCCAGCGCAGCCGGCUCACACGCCUGACAACUUGACAAGCCAGCAAAAGCCAGGCUUUGGCCGCCCCACAGCAAGAGCCCAUGCUAGGCAUUGUGUGAGGAGAUUUCACGCUCGCACGGGCAUCACGGUGCCAGCCUUAGAAUUGCGCCUCCCCCCCCCAGCUGCCACGGUUUUAUAGAGCUGGGCGGCACGGUGCGAACGUCUGAACACAAUUUUUUUUAACGCUGCCAGCACUUCCUACGCCAGUGUGCUCGUCUGUAGGGAACUGGGUAUGAUGUCUGGGUUAUUUUUUUAAAUAAACUGUAUCUG